Messenger RNA from Ctenocephalides felis (cat flea), 540 nucleotides. Its product is annotated as 10 kDa heat shock protein, mitochondrial. The record is from RefSeq and is a predicted model, not a curated record. Gene Ontology annotation, cellular component: mitochondrial matrix. The transcript has 3 exons. Lineage: Eukaryota; Metazoa; Arthropoda; Insecta; Siphonaptera; Pulicidae. Gene Ontology annotation, molecular function: ATP binding; protein-folding chaperone binding; metal ion binding. The coding region runs from base 136 to 456 and encodes 106 amino acids.
GUGUGUGUUCAGUGCGCACACAUUCAAAAUCGCCAUUUUCUCUCCGAAUCUCUGCCGGUCGAGAACGUUCUGGAAACGUGCUUUAAAACAAUUUGGUUGUGGGCUGUGUAAAUUCUAAAGAAAACCAUACAAAAAAUGGCAACUCAAACUGUAGCAAAACGUCUCUUGCCUUUAUUGGACCGUGUCUUAGUACAACGUGCUGAGGCUAUCACGAAAACCAAGGGAGGCAUUGUUAUUCCUGAGAAGGCGCAAGCAAAAGUUCUCAAGGGCAGAGUUAUUGCAGUUGGACCCGGACAAAGAAACCAAGCUGGUGAACAUGUGCCCUUAGGAAUCAAAGUUGGAGACAUGGUUUUGCUGCCCGAAUACGGAGGCACCAAAGUUGAGCUCGAAGAGAACAAAGAAUUCCACUUAUUCAAAGAAUCCGACAUCCUUGCCAAGUUGGAUAUCGACGAAUAAAUUGCCAAAAAUUUACCAUCUUAUCACAAUAUACCACAAUCAAAGCUGACAUCCGAAGCUGUUUGCUAUAUUAGUAAAAGUUAG